ACUGACAACGCCAACUUCAAAUAACCGCGGCAACAUGGCAGCUUCUGGAUAUCACUCUUCUUAUGUUCAAAACGUGCAAGAGUACACCUGAUAUAUUUUCACCCAUCGACAUAUAAUGGGUGCUUUCCAGUUGUAGUGCAUCCGAGGAAACGCUAUUAGCCCUACUUCUAUCAUUCUAUCUUCGUUGUUUAUUAGACACAAAACAAGGAUAGAAUGACGCUAAUAGCGUCUCUUCGAACGCACCUUUGAUGACACAAGUGUUCCAUCUUUGUCGCUCUCUGAAUGUCAACAAGGAUAGAACAACACUUGUGUUAACUUGUGUCAUCAAAUGGAAAGCACCCAGUAUUAGAUGGAGCAUAAAGUCCUAAACACAAUGCGAGGCAACAGCGAUAGCGAUAGAAAUAGCGAUAGCGAUAGGAACAGAAGAAUCCAACCUACGGGAAUGCAUAUGUCAAUACAUAUAGGAACACGGAAUAAGGCAAUAGCGAUAAAUUUCCAACGAGUUGAAAUUCUAUGUCUAUCGCCUUAUAGCCUACCAAUCAGCGUCCAGAUUUUUCAAUUCUGUUUAUGUGUACUAUAACUCUGAAGUGGAUGGAAGAAUAUGCUACAGUCUCUAUACGAAAUCAGAUUGACAUUUUUUAUUUAUUUCGCGGCAUUGUGCAACGAAAGGCGACAAUUAUAUAUCGCUUAUUUCUAUAGCAUUCUUAUCUCUCUAUUACUAUUCUUAUCGCUGUUGUCUCGCUGUUGUGUUUAGAGUUUUAGCAUCGAAACCAUCUAGACAGACCUACGGUCAUGUUCUACCUUUUGAUAAUUUUACCUGUUAGGUAAAUCUGGUAAUCUUGUUACUUACCCAACAAGUAAAAUUUACCAAAAGGUGAAACAACCGGUCUGUAGAAAGAGAUAGAAUGAUGUUUGGUAGAGAGAAUCGAGGGAGAGUGGAGCCGAGAUUGUUUCUCUUCUCUGAUUAGUUCUGCCAUUUGUAGUACAACUUCCGCAAAUGUGCAUGUGUGUAUAUGUACAUCUAUAUCAUACACAUAAUAUUAGUGUAUGCGGUGCAAUACACUAGAAUAGUGUGUGCAUACUUUCUAUGUAUGUUGCAUCACGUUCCUACCAUCGGCUUGUUCUUUUUGGCUGAACUUUUGCACCAGUUUACCUUUCUUCCUUUUCUUUCUAGGAAGGAAGAGGAAGGAAGAGAUAAACUAAUACAAAAGUUCAGCCAAAAAGAAUAGGCUUCAUAUCUCCUACUCACAUCAAUGGUGCACUACAAAUGGCGGUUUCCGAGUGAGUUCGGACUCCACUCUCCUUCGAUUCUCUCUGAUGUUUGGGUAGUAGCGAUCAAUAGGACAAUAGUAGAAAGAGAGUUCCGUGCCUAAAUAUUGUAUUUACCUUUCUCUUUCUAAGCCCGCAAGACGAAAAAUCAAAGACAUUUUGCCGCAUGCUCCGUCCAGUACAAUAAUAUGUCGAUAUAUGGCUUCCACCAUGCCUUGAGGUAUAAAACCAGAGACAAUUGAAAAGCACAGGCAAUAGAAACAAAGAAUAAUAAAUUUUAACCUAUCAAAAACGUAUAUUCCAGAAUACACAGUUUCUGAUAGGUUGAAAUUUAUUAUUUCUUAUUCCUAUUACCUGUGCUUUUCGAUUAUGCAUUAGACUUUACUGUAAAUUAUAGACUUGCAUAAUAGACUUUUCAUUGAAGACGUAAGGACAACAUUAAUAAGAGAGAGAGAGAGAGAGAGAGCAGUAAUCAAUCUUUUUUUUUAGUUAUUCAAUUGUGUAAUAUGUGACUGAAUAAGUAACAGAUCAUUCAUGUUCUGUUUUUCAUAUGUGUCUUCAGCUGUCAUGUAUGAAUGCGACGUAAUCUAUUUAUUAUACACAGUGCGACAAAUAUGUUCCCGGACACGAACCAUAUCUCAGCAACCAGUGGCAACAUCUGUGCGUUCAAACAUGCAUUUGAAAGGUUUAACAUUUCCCUAUCAUCUGUCAAAGUUUCAUUCAUUUUGGUUGACAUAUAACGAAGAUAUCACAGUUCAUGUUAAAUAAGAUUUUGGUCGAGGUAGAAAUUUUAAUAUGGAACAAAGAGCAGUGAUUAAAUUUAACGCAAAACUUGGUAAAAGUGCAUCAGAAACAUUCCGAUUGAUGCAACAAAUUUACGGCAAUCAAUGUCUAGGUCGUACAGCUGUUUUUGAGUGGCAUAAGCGUUUUUUGGAAGGCAGAGAGACCCUUGAAGAUGACAAAAAAUCAGGACGGCCAAUUUUGGUUCGAACACCCGAAAUGAUCGAAAAAGUACGUAAUUUUGUUGCAAACGAUCGCAAUGCGUCACUAAAAAUGAUGGAGGAGGCUUUAAAUAUCAGUAGAGAAACGAUUCGAACCAUAUUACAUGAAGAUUUGGGUAAAACGAAGAGACAUUUCUACCUCGACCAAAAUCUUGUUUAACAUGAACUGUGAUAUCUUCGUUAUAUGUCAACCAAAAUGAAUGAAACUUUGACAGAUGAUAGGGAAAUGUUAAACCUUUCAAAUGCAUGUUUGAACGCACAGAUGUUGCCACUGGUUGCUGAGAUGUGGUUCGCGUCCGGUAACAUAUUUGUCGCACUGUGUAUAAGUCUAUGCUGUAAAUAUAUGCAAUUUUGUAGUGCUUAGAGUUUUCCAGUGUAAAUUUAAUUAAAUAUCAGUGAUGAAAUGAUUAGCAAAUACUUGCCAAACUAAACAAUGUAAAUGAUAAGGAAUUAAAACCGCGAGAUUUUAUUAACAGUUGUAUCAUAUCGGAGAAAGUGUAUAUGUGUACAUGACAGAAUUUACUGUAAAGUAUGUUUUGUAAGAAUAUAACUGAUAUCGUUAUGUGUAGAUCACAUAUGUUACACUUGGAUAGAUACGUGAAUUGAGCCGGAAAAUUAUAACGAUAUUGCUGGACAAUAGGAAGAUUCUAUACAUAUAAUGAGGAAAGAGCAAAUUAAAAUUGGUAAAGAAUACAUACACAAUAAUAUG
Molecule: messenger RNA, 2979 nt
Organism: Trachymyrmex septentrionalis
Lineage: Eukaryota; Metazoa; Arthropoda; Insecta; Hymenoptera; Formicidae
Exons: 2
Coding region: 2065-2430 (121 amino acids)
Source: RefSeq, a predicted model, not a curated record